Molecule: messenger RNA, 1929 nt
Organism: Naumovozyma dairenensis CBS 421
Lineage: Eukaryota; Fungi; Ascomycota; Saccharomycetes; Saccharomycetales; Saccharomycetaceae
Gene: MSB3
Product: Rab GTPase-activating protein MSB3
Exons: 1
Coding region: 1-1929 (642 amino acids)
Source: RefSeq, a predicted model, not a curated record
AUGAGUAAAGACGAAACAACUAUAAAAAAAAUGUUGGUCGAUCACAAGAUAGAUGGUCCCCUGGCGGCAAAGGGAUUUGGUCCUAAAUAUUCUUUGAGAUCACCUUCUGUCCCCAAUUUGCAUGCUAAAGUAUACACUGAGUAUAAUAUGAGUGAUCCAACAGUCGGUAAUGCAACUGGUGGACAAGGCACAUCCAUAAAUGAGGAAGAUGGAACAUUGAGUGUUAUCGAUAUGUAUGGUGAUGAUGAUAAUGAUAUUGAUGACAUUGUAUCAUCUAGGGCAAUUAAUUUGGGGAGCGGGAAUGAUGAUGGAAACGAUGCUGACGAUUUGAGAAGCAGUACACAAAGUGAAAAUAUAUUCAAUACUACUUCUAUUAAUAAUAGUAUUGAUAAGCCUAAUGGUACUGGUACUGGUAAAAAUGUUCAACAGGACGCUCAACAUAAUGAUAGAUAUGGAUUUAAGAAACAAAAUAACUCUAUUUCAGAAAGUGAUUAUGAUAGAUGGUGGUUAGAUUAUUCGAAAUAUUGUAUCCGUCGUAAACAUAAAUGGCAACUAUUGUUGGAAAAAAGUGGUUUACCUAUUGUUGAUGAUUCACCUAUACGAUUCCCUCCAAAAAGUGAAAAAUUGAAGAGGUACGUAAGGAAAGGUAUCCCUGCCGAAUGGAGAGGUAAUGCUUGGUGGUAUUUUGCAAGAGGUCAAGAAAAACUAAAUAAACAUAAAGGGCUAUAUGAUAAAUUAUUGGUAAAGGUUGAUAAAAUGACAAGUCAAAAUAAAAACGAUAAGACGUAUCCAGAUUUAGAUAUUAUUGAACGUGAUUUAAAUAGAACUUUCCCUGAUAAUAUUCAUUUUCAAAAAGAGGUAUUCCAAAAUGGGGAACCCCCCAUGAUAAAAUCGUUACGUCGAGUAUUGGUUUCAUUCUCAUUAUAUAAUCCCAAGAUAGGUUAUUGUCAAUCUAUGAAUUUUAUUGCUGGUCUUCUACUAUUAUUUUUGGAUGAAGAAAGAGCUUUCUGGAUGCUUGUUAUCAUCACAUCUAGAUAUCUUCCCGGAGUACAUGAUAUUAACUUGGAAGGUGUAAAUAUUGACCAAGGAGUUUUAAUGCUUUGUGUGAAAGAAUAUUUACCUGAAAUUUGGACUUACAUUUAUCCCAAUCAUUCGGAUACAACUGUCGAUACAGAAUCAAAUAGAAGAACGAUGUCAUCUGUCCCGCAUAAAACACAGAGCAGUAUGAUGAAGAAUAAUUUUCUAUAUAAACUGCCGCCAAUCACCCUUUGCACAGCAAGUUGGUUUAUGAGUUGUUUUAUUGGAGUACUCCCCAUUGAAACUACAUUGAGAAUAUGGGAUUGUAUGUUUUAUGAGGAAUCCCAUUUUUUAUUUAAAGCUUCUUUAUCAAUUUUAAAACUAAGCGAACAUGAUCUUUUGAAACAUACGAAAAAGAGAUACCAUUCUAGCAGCCGAUUGCCAUACAGUAUCACAGGUAGUAAUCAUAACAGUUCUGGUGACUUACUCAAUAAUAAGAUGCAUCAAGAUGAGAACGACAUGGAAAUUUUCCAAGUUAUUCAGACUUUUCCUAAAAAACUGUUAAAUCCUAACGAUAUAUUUGAUAAAAUAAUCUUCAAGAAGAAAUUCUCAUUCAACAGAUUAGAUCAAGAGGAGAUCGAUAGAUGUAGGAAAUAUGUCACCACCCAAAGAAACAAAUAUAAACGUUACGUGGAGUUAAUUGGAAAUGAUGAUAAAACUAGCGAAGAAUCGUCAGCCACAUUGGUUAAUAAAGAAAAUUUAGAUAAGACACAAGAUGCGGACGAUAUAAUUAAUGGAGCGUUAUCAUCUGAAGUAUAUGGAUUUAAGAGGAACCUCACUGGUGUCCAUUGGAAUAAUAGUCUGAAAGAGAAAGUUAGACAAAUGAAGAAAAAGAUAGAUGGAGAUGAAUGA